Molecule: messenger RNA, 1551 nt
Organism: Clupea harengus (Atlantic herring)
Lineage: Eukaryota; Metazoa; Chordata; Actinopteri; Clupeiformes; Clupeidae
Source: the annotation of a RefSeq genome assembly
GUGGCAAUUACACGUUGAUUUUUCUCAACUAAUCACAAAGAUAUUGGUACCCUUUACCUAGUAUUUGGUGCCUGAGCAGGAAUGGUGGGCACAGCCCUAAGUCUCCUAAUCCGUGCAGAACUUAGCCAACCUGGGGCUCUCCUUGGAGACGACCAGAUCUAUAAUGUUAUUGUUACUGCACAUGCCUUCGUAAUAAUUUUCUUUAUAGUAAUGCCGAUUCUAAUUGGAGGGUUUGGAAACUGACUAAUUCCUCUUAUGAUCGGAGCGCCAGAUAUGGCAUUCCCUCGAAUAAACAAUAUGAGCUUCUGACUACUUCCCCCCUCAUUCCUCCUACUACUAGCCUCCUCCGGAGUUGAAGCCGGGGCGGGGACCGGGUGAACGGUAUAUCCUCCUCUGUCAGGAAAUCUGGCCCAUGCAGGAGCAUCAGUUGACCUAACCAUUUUUUCACUUCAUCUAGCAGGUAUUUCCUCUAUUCUAGGGGCCAUUAAUUUCAUUACCACAAUUAUUAAUAUGAAACCACCCGCAAUCUCACAAUACCAAACGCCUCUGUUUGUCUGAUCCGUUCUUGUUACAGCUGUUCUACUUCUUCUAUCGCUGCCUGUGCUAGCUGCCGGAAUUACAAUGCUUCUUACAGAUCGAAACCUAAACACCACCUUCUUCGACCCAGCAGGAGGGGGAGACCCAAUUCUUUACCAACACCUAUUCUGAUUUUUCGGACACCCGGAAGUAUAUAUUCUAAUUCUUCCCGGGUUCGGAAUGAUUUCCCACAUCGUAGCCUACUACGCGGGAAAGAAAGAACCCUUCGGAUACAUAGGAAUGGUCUGAGCUAUGAUGGCCAUCGGACUACUAGGGUUUAUUGUAUGAGCCCACCACAUGUUCACCGUAGGAAUGGAUGUUGACACUCGAGCAUACUUUACAUCAGCAACCAUAAUUAUUGCCAUCCCAACCGGGGUUAAGGUAUUUAGCUGACUUGCCACUCUCCACGGGGGCUCAAUCAAAUGGGAAACCCCACUUCUAUGAGCCCUUGGGUUUAUUUUCCUUUUCACAGUCGGGGGUCUAACAGGGAUUGUCCUAGCCAAUUCUUCAUUAGAUAUCGUACUACACGACACAUACUACGUUGUAGCACACUUCCACUACGUUCUCUCCAUGGGGGCCGUAUUCGCCAUUAUGGCUGCAUUUGUACACUGAUUCCCCCUAUUUACAGGAUACACCCUCCACAGCACCUGAACAAAAAUCCACUUCGGAAUCAUGUUCGUAGGUGUCAACCUAACUUUCUUCCCCCAACAUUUCCUAGGCCUAGCAGGAAUGCCACGGCGAUACUCUGACUACCCCGACGCCUAUACUCUUUGAAAUACUGUGUCCUCAAUCGGGUCACUAAUUUCACUGGUAGCAGUAAUUAUGUUCUUGUUCAUCCUUUGAGAAGCAUUCGCUGCCAAACGAGAAGUAUCGUCCGUGGAAUUAACUAUGACGAACGUUGAGUGACUACACGGAUGCCCUCCUCCCUACCACACCUUUGAGGAGCCAGCCUUCGUGCAAGUGCAAGCAAAAUAA